AAGUAAACUAGGCAGUAAGUGAGCCAGUACCUUCGAAGACAUAAAACACUGUAGUCAGGUUGACCUCCGACUAAAAAAAAUCGCGAUUCCUUUACGUUUCUAUCGUUUAAGACUAUUUAGUGUGUGAAACAUUAAAGCAACAUUUAAACGAACGUAUUGUGAAAGUGAACCAUCACCGAACUUAACUGGGAAUCUCUUUUUUUGUCCUAACAGGAAGAUACGUAGAUAUGAAUAGAUUCAAACGAUGGUUUUGGCCGUUGUUAUUACUCCUAAUAUCGUUAUGUCAAACCACAUGGUCCAUACAAUUCACCCCUUUGGAUGUAACAACGGGGGUUGAUAGUACAGAUUGUGCCCUAGUCUUAGACUCCCUCGGGACAAGUGACGCUUACGAUUACACUUAUAAUUUGCUGAGAGGAACCCCGCUUAACUACAACAACCCCCGGACAUGUAUAACGUACGGGGCUGUUAAUGCAGCCUAUCUUGAUGCCAGAAAAAGAAUUCAUGUGGCCCAACCCCUGGGUGACUGGGCACCAGAACAAUUGGCAACCGUAGGGGAACUACUCCUGGAUAUUUCCACCAAUUUGGCGAGGACGUACGGACUCAGUUACGAGGAUAUAGAAAAGAAACUACCCCUAAUCGACACCUCCAAGACCCUAAUUCGUGACGUGUGCCCCGCCUAUUUAUCCAACGUUGAAUGUAGACCAGGAAAAUACAGAAGAUUCGAUGGUCUUUGUAAUAAUCUGCAGCACCCCACGUGGGGUGCCACAAACACCCCAUUUACUAGACUAAUAGGUCCAUUAUUUGCCGAUGGUAUGUCUGCACCCCGUAUAAGUGUAACAGGUGGUCAACUACCCCUGUCUCGCGUGGUUUCACGCACAAUGCAUCCCGACGAGGGUUACCACGACCACGCGGGUACCGUCAUGGUCAUUGCCUGGGGACAAUUCAUGGAUCACGACUUCACAUUAACCGGAACCCCUUUGGACCCCUUGAACCGAAACGACCCGGAAGAAUGCUGUAAUAGGCCUUAUCAUCUCAAGAACCCCUAUUGUAACGAGAUCCCCAUACCUGAAGACGAUUACUUUUACAGACUAUUCAAUGUCAAGUGUUUAGAUUUUGUAAGAGCUUUGCCAGCUGUAAGACCAGGGUGCAGAUUAGGUUCGAGGACACCAUUUAACACCCUUACAGGAGUCAUUGAUGGGAACACAGUCUAUGGCAUCACCGAAAAGUUUGCAAGAAAACUACGAACAGGAUACGGAGGUUUAUUAAGGAUGAAUCCUUCCUUCAACCAAUAUGGUUUGAAGGAUUUGCUUCCCCUAAAACUGGACAUUCCAGACGAGGGCUGUACAAGACCAAAUGCAACAAUGUACUGCUUUGAAGCGGGGGAAAUUCGGGUCAACGAACAACUAAUCUUGACCUGCAUGCACACGUUAAUGGCUAGAGAACACAACAGGAUAGCGAAAGGCUUGGCGGAAAUUAACCCCCAUUGGGACGAUGAAAUCCUAUUCCAAGAAGCCAGAAGGAUUGUAAUAGCGGAGAUACAACAUGUUACCUACAACGAAUUUUUGCCAAUACUUUUGGGCAAAGAUGUGAUGCAAAAAUUUGGACUUCUUUUACAAAAAGAUGGCUAUUGGGACGGUUAUGAUCCCUCUGUAAACCCAGGGAUUAUCGAUGCUUUCUCGGCUGCAGCCUUCAGGUUCGGCCACUCCCUCCUCCCAACGGCUGUAGAAAGAUGGAGCAAAGCCCACAAAUUUAUAGCUUCCAAGCGUUUGUCCGAUUUAAUUCGAAGACCUUUCGACCUGUACAGGCCAGGAAUUCUGGACGAAUACUUUAUGGGUCUAAUGAACCAAGUGGCCCAAGCCAUGGACGAUUCAAUAACCCAAGAGGUCACCAACCACCUGUUCAAAAAAGCUGGAGCGAGGUUCGGCUUGGACCUGGUCAGUUUCAACAUGCAAAGGGGAAGAGAGUUUGGAAUCCCAGGGUACAUGGAGUUUAGGAAGUUCUGCGGCUUGCCAGAAGCGCACAGUUUUGACGACCUUUUCAGCGCCAUGCCCAACGAAACCGUUAGGAAAUAUACCACUAUAUUUGAACAUCCAAAUGACGUAGAUCUAUGGUCAGGGGGGGUGUCGGAAAGACCUUUGCCGGGGAGUAUGCUGGGGCCAACGUUUGCGUGUAUCAUUGCAACCCAAUUGAGUUAUUCGAGACGGGGGGACAGAUUUUGGUACGAACUGCCCAAUCAGCCCUCGUCGUUCACCCCCGAACAGCUCCAAGAAGUACGUAAAACGCGACUGGCUCGACUCAUUUGCGAUAACACGGACCUCAUAGACUCGAUUCAGUUGUACCCAAUGGUACUCCCCGAUCACGAAAUAAACCCCCGAGUGCCGUGUAAGAGUGGCGUCAUGCCCACCAUGGACCUUACUAAAUGGGCCGAUUUCCAAACGGGAUCAAAUCAUUUAAACGCCUUUUCGAACGGUUUUAAUUACGACUCUCUAUUAGGGAAAUAAAAAGGAACAUCAGAUAAGGAUAAAGUUCCCUUUACGUAUUAGUCAAACGAAACCUAAGGACAAGAUCUUUUUUUCACAAAGCUUAAGUUGCCAUCGAAAUUAGAACGUACUGUAUAACAUUUCUCGUCGUUUAAUGUCAUAACAAUUACGUUUCAUUUUAAGCACGUAUAUUGAAGAACUUUUUAUCAGUUUUUAUUUACCUUUAAGAAUUCUACCUCUCAUACACUCAGUACAUACAGUUCAAAUAAAUAAUUAAUAAUCAUUGUCCUAUUUGAAAGCAAACUCGUGUAUGUAUAUAUACACAAGCCACAACAAAAUCUUUACCUAUUAAUUAAUUAAAUAAUUAAUUAUUACUUCAUCCCACAAUCAGACAUUUGUAAAUGUAAAUAAAAGAAUUAAUUUAUUACUAAGCCUGCAUCUUAGUCGUAAAAGUGCAUUGUGUGAAUGGAUAAGAAAAUAAUAAAUGUUUUUUGUAUAUAUUUUUCAUUUUUGUAACGUGAAUUUCAUAAAUAUAAAAGUUUCACAAGUAGUUGAGAAGUUUUGAAUUCAAAUUCAAACCCUAACAAUACGUAGGCCACCCAUCAUACACUAAAACUAACUACUACUACCACCUACGCGCCCUCUACAAGCCAGACGCCAAACCAAACUGAUACAUAAAAAACGAAAGUAACACAAAACGAAAUUAAAAAGU
Messenger RNA from Agrilus planipennis (emerald ash borer), 3192 nucleotides. Its product is annotated as peroxidase. Bases 228 to 2501 code for a protein of 757 amino acids. NCBI's taxonomy places the organism in Eukaryota, Metazoa, Arthropoda, Insecta, Coleoptera, Buprestidae. Gene Ontology annotation, biological process: response to oxidative stress. Gene Ontology annotation, molecular function: heme binding; peroxidase activity. The transcript is spliced from 16 exons. The record is from RefSeq and is a predicted model, not a curated record.